Artibeus jamaicensis (Jamaican fruit-eating bat) is the source of this 1594-nucleotide messenger RNA. RefSeq names its product claudin 7 (gene CLDN7). Gene Ontology annotation, cellular component: plasma membrane; bicellular tight junction. The record is from RefSeq and is a predicted model, not a curated record. The transcript is spliced from 4 exons. Lineage: Eukaryota; Metazoa; Chordata; Mammalia; Chiroptera; Phyllostomidae. Gene Ontology annotation, biological process: bicellular tight junction assembly; cell adhesion. Gene Ontology annotation, molecular function: structural molecule activity. The coding region runs from base 751 to 1386 and encodes 211 amino acids.
GCUCCCCAGUGUCCCUGGUACCCCUGUUGGGGAGAAGGGAAGGGGUAUGUAUCCUGGUGCCCAAGCGAAGUCCGGUCCAGAGGGGCUGACUUCUGAGAAAACUCCGCCUUCUCCCCACCUGCGGUCACAGACGGGCAAGUGAAGGGGCGUGACCCUGGUGCUCAGGUUUCUUCCUCUACACCUGGGGCCAGGACUUCCGGCCCAGGUGAGUGUCCCUUCGGUGACGUCAGGUCACCCUUGGCCGCCCCUCCUGUUCCGCUCCCCCUCGAGUUCCCAGUGCCGGCAGGGGCGCGCCACCAACGCCCUACAUAUACUCAGGUGCGCCGCACCUGUCUGCCCUCAUCUGCCCGCUCGCGGCUGCUUAUUUGCACCUUAACCUCGGGGCGGACAGCAGAGGGUACUUUGGGGAAUUCCAGCUCCCAGGACCGCCCACAAGGCCCCUCACCUUUUGUUUGGGUAGCGUCUCCGAGAGUGCCGGAGGGAACGGCCUGGCCUUUGAGAGUCGCCUUUGUAGGCUACUAGUCCUCCCGACGUAGUCUGCUCCCUCUGCUGUGAGACCCUCGCCAGGCCGGAGGGGCAAUUCGUGUUUACUUCGGGUGGUAAGAAAUUUGCAGUCACUUGGCAAAAAAUUUUUUUGCUCUUUGGGCAGUUUACAACUCUACCCCAAGUUGUCUUGUGGGGUUGCCCCUCAGUUUGUUUGCUUUACUGCAGAGGGGCCAGCCCGGCGCCCCCAGUCUCUUCUGAGGCGGAAUGGCCAAUUCGGGCCUGCAGCUGCUGGGCUUUUCCAUGGCCCUGCUGGGCUGGGUGGGCCUGGUGGCGAGCACUGCCAUUCCGCAGUGGCAGAUGAGUUCGUACGCGGGCGACAACAUCAUCACAGCCCAGGCCAUGUACAAGGGGCUGUGGAUGGACUGCGUCACGCAGAGCACGGGAGUGAUGAGCUGCAAAAUGUACGACUCGGUGCUCGCCUUGUCGGCGGCUAUUCAGGCCACUCGAGCCCUAAUGGUGGUAUCCCUAGUGCUGGGCGUCCUGGCCAUGUUUGUGGCCACAAUAGGCAUGAAGUGUACACGUUGUGGGGGAGACGACAAAGUGAAGAAGGCCCGUAUAGCCAUGACAGGAGGCAUCAUUUUCAUCGUAGCAGGUCUUGCCGCAUUGACAGCUUGCUCCUGGUAUGGUCAUAUGAUUGUCACAGACUUUUAUAACCCUUUGGUCCCCACAAAUAUUAAGUACGAGUUUGGUCCUGCCAUCUUCAUUGGCUGGGCAGGGUCUGCUCUGACUCUCUUGGGAGGUGCACUACUCUCUUGCUCCUGUCCUGGGAGUGAGGGCAAAGCUGGGUACCGUGCAUCUCACUCCUACCCUAAGCCCAACUCUGCCAAAGAGUACGUGUGAGCUGGGAGCCCCUUGCCCCAGCCUCGCAGCCUGUGAGUGUGCCCAAACACUUGAAAAGGACCUGGGGCAGAGAGCUCAGCCUGUGCAGCAGAUGCCUUAGGGUCACUGCAGUCCUGCACACCAUGUACAGUUCCCUGGGGGCUGGGUUAAGGACACCAAAAGAGGGGUAGGUGUGUUUUUUGUACAGUAAUAAAAAAUAUGUUUUGGA